This is a messenger RNA of Lycium ferocissimum, 1526 nucleotides long. Its product is annotated as disease resistance RPP13-like protein 4. NCBI's taxonomy places the organism in Eukaryota, Viridiplantae, Streptophyta, Magnoliopsida, Solanales, Solanaceae. Bases 1 to 1281 code for a protein of 426 amino acids. The record is from RefSeq and is a predicted model, not a curated record. The transcript has a single exon.
AUGGCUCUUGAAUGCUUAUCAGAACUGAUCAGUCGAUGCCUGGUUGAAGCGGUGAGAAAAAGAAACUAUGAUGGGAGAGUCUACAGUUGCAAAAUGCAUGACAUGAUUCGGGAAAUGAUAAUCAAAGUUGCAAAAGAAGAGAGCUUUUGCAGUUUAGAUGGGAACAAUGCAAACAUAGCCACAAUCCACUCUCGCCGUUUGGGCGUGACAAAUGAAACAUUGUUGCAACCCUUGGAUGGAAACUCAAAGUUAAGGGCACUUCUUCUCACCAAAGCCAAUUGCAUUGGCUUCACUAGGAAGGUUGCAUUGGCCAAAGUCAAGACUCUUCGCGUUUUAGACCUCUCACACGUCAAGUUUGAGAGGAGUUCCGAAUUUUGUGAAAAUGAUAUGUGGCGUUGGAUCACAUCCUUGAAACGCCUAGCUUAUUUGAGUUUUCAAGAUGUGGCAAAUUUGACUAAAUUGCCACGAUCCAUCAAAAAGUUAUGGGGCCUCCAAAUUUUGGUACUUGCUGAAUGCAAGAACCUAAAACAGCUCCCAAGAUCAAUCACUUCUCUUCCAAAGUUGAUCGUCUUGGAUGUGGGGAAUUGUACCUCUCUUUCUUAUCUACCACAAGGUCUCUCCAAACUCUCACAUCUUCAAGAGUUGUAUGGCUUCAAGAUACCUGAUACAACAACACCAAAUGCAUGUCACUUGCGUGAUCUUAAGGGUCUGAGAGAACUUCGAGUACUACAAUUGGAUGUCAUGGAUGGAAGCAUGAUAGAGGAGGACGAACUAACAGUACUCGAACAAUUUCAACAGCUAAGGAUGCUAAUUGUUAAUGCUGGUGACCGUAAAGAUAAAAUUUUCUUAGAGAGGCUGGAGAAGUUGUCACCACCUAAAUCUCUCGAAGAAUUGUACCUAAGGCACUUCUGUGGAAACACUACCCCAGCAUGGAUAGCCCCUGAAUUGCUAGAUCAAUUGCAAUAUCUUUGUAUUGAAGAUUCCAACGUGCUACAACAUAUGAGCGAUCAUUUCAGGGGUAGUGAAGGAAAUAAAUGGAAAAUAGAAGGACUGUGCUUGAAGUUCUUGCCAAAACUAGAGGAGACAUGGGAAGAAAUCAAAAGUGCAAUGCCUGGGCUAAAGUAUGUCGAAGUAAGCCACUGCAGCUCGCUGAAGUCGUUCACGUGUGCAGUUAAGAACAUAGGAUUUUGGAGAAAACCAGAGGAAGAAAAUGAAGAGCCAGAUGUCGUUUCACUCAUGGAAGAACACCAUCAAUGCCAUCACGAAGACGACAUGAACUAGUCCAUUCACCAGCAUCAUUCCAAUCUCUCAGUGUUCAGUUUGUGACAUUGUUUGCUAUCAUUUAUGUUGUCAUAAUACUUGUAUCAUAUUGUACUUAGUUUGAUGCAUUUCUCAUUUCACUUUUGAUAUGUAACAGUAUUGUAAGUAGCUUUCACUGGAAGGUUUCUGUCGUGAUAUUUAGAGUAGUCAUAUGUGUGUAUGGAAUAGCCAGUGUUGCAAUAACAUUUGAGGGUGGUUUUGCUGUA